AGUUUGGUGACAUGAUUGGAUGCCUUACGGAUCGGUCAUACCUCACCUCCUUUACUGACUACGACGGGUACGGUUGCUGGUGCGGACUCGGUGGGAAAGGCACUCCGCGAGAUGGAACUGACCAGUGCUGUAAGAUUCACGACAAAUGCUACGAAGCUGCCGAUGGGCUCUGUCCAUUCUCAUACUACAAGUACAUUGUUUUGUACAUUUCAUCCACAUAUGACUGCGACACACCGAAUGCCCGUGCUACAUGUAUGAAAGCCGAAGACUAUUCAAGUUCCCGUUGGUGGACUAAAUGCUCCGAAGCCAUUUGUGAAUGCGACCGUGCCGCGGCAGAGUGCUUCGCCGCAAGUGCCUUCGACGAGACCUACAAAAACUGGGACAAGGACAGCUGUUAGGUGGGUCUAUCUCACCCAAACGACUCUCUAUGAUUUUCAGUCGAUCAUUA
Molecule: messenger RNA, 448 nt
Organism: Asterias rubens (European starfish)
Lineage: Eukaryota; Metazoa; Echinodermata; Asteroidea; Forcipulatida; Asteriidae
Product: phospholipase A2 AP-PLA2-II-like
Exons: 3
Coding region: 12-398 (128 amino acids)
Biological process (GO): lipid catabolic process; phospholipid metabolic process; arachidonate secretion
Molecular function (GO): phospholipid binding; calcium ion binding
Source: RefSeq, a predicted model, not a curated record